AUGCCACCCAUCAAGAAGAAAGUCCACAUCAACGCCGACCUGGGAGAAGGAUACGGCAACUUCAAAUGCGGCCCGGAUGAUGGUAUGCAACUCGAUCCAUCCAUCGACGCAUCUCUCAUUCAUCCUCGAGAGACAGACAGCAUGAGCUAACGAUUUUCUCCUCCCCACCCAGAACUCAUCCCUCUAAUCGACCACGCCAACGUCGUAAGUAAGAAAUCGCCAAAGAUGCAUCAGCUUCCAAUAUUGAACCGCACGAACCGGCAUCAACUCUAACAUUUCGUCCUCCGAAAAAAAAAAAUAGGCCUGUGGUUUCCACGCCGGCGACCCACUCAUCAUGAUGGAGACCGUCCGCAUCUGCAAGCAACGCGACAUCGCCGUCGGGGCCCAUCCAGGCCUGCCCGACAUCCAAGGCUUCGGUCGGCGAGAAAUGAAACUCUCCCCCGAGGAACUCACAGCCAUGGUGCGCUAUCAAGUCGGUGCGCUGAAAGCCUUCCUCGACGUCGAAGGCGUUCCCCUGCACCACGUGAAACCCCACGGCGUGCUCUAUGGCAUGAUGUACCGUGACAAGGAAAUCUGUCGUGCGGUGUACGAGGGUGUUCCGAGGGGUUGUAGGGUUUUUGGACUCGCUGGGACUUUUCAUGAAGAAGUCGCGAUGGAGAUGGGGUUACCUUUUACGGCGGAGCUGUAUGGAGAUGUCAAGUAUAGUCAAGGUGGGCAGUUGGUGCUUCGGGAUCUCCAAGCAGGAUGACGCUGACCUUCAAGCAGACGGAAAACUCGUGAUUGAUCGAAAGAAGAAACCAUGGACGCCUGAGGAGACAGAGAAACAUAUCUCCAGCCAAGUCGAGGACUCUAGCGUCACGGCCGUGACUGGAGAGAACGUAACAUUGCCGAUUGACGACCAUGAUGUUUCUUUGUGCUGCCAUAGCGACAGCCCAGGCGCCGUCGAGAUUGUCACAGCAGCCAGAAAGAUCAUUGACGAGUUUAACAAGAAGAUGGGCUACACGUAA
Messenger RNA from Lecanosticta acicola, 1007 nucleotides. The record is from the annotation of a GenBank genome assembly. Lineage: Eukaryota; Fungi; Ascomycota; Dothideomycetes; Mycosphaerellales; Mycosphaerellaceae.